This is a messenger RNA of Westerdykella ornata, 933 nucleotides long. RefSeq lists its product as uncharacterized. The annotation marks the transcript as partial. NCBI's taxonomy places the organism in Eukaryota, Fungi, Ascomycota, Dothideomycetes, Pleosporales, Sporormiaceae. Gene Ontology annotation, cellular component: U2-type spliceosomal complex; post-mRNA release spliceosomal complex. Gene Ontology annotation, biological process: mRNA splicing, via spliceosome. The record is from RefSeq and is a predicted model, not a curated record. The transcript has a single exon.
AUGCAAGGCUUCAACAUGGGGCGGUACUACCCGCCGGACUCGGACUCACGGACCCCACAAUUCAACACAUCAGCCGCGCAGCACCGCUCCAAGGGCGUGCCCAUCGUGCGCUUCGAGCUCCCCUUCGCCGUGUGGUGCCAGAAGUGCAAGCCCGAAGCCAUCAUCGGCCAAGGCGUGCGGUUCAACGCCGAGAAGCGGCGCGUGGGGAACUACCACAGCACGCCCAUCUGGGCGUUCCGCAUGAAGCACACGGCGUGCGGGGGGUGGUGGGAGAUUCGCACGGAUCCGAGGAAUGCGGCGUAUGUGGUUGUGGAGGGGGCGAGGAGGAGGGAGUAUGGGGCCGAGGGGGGGAAUGAGGAGGAGGAGGGGGAGUUGAGGUUUUUGACUGAGGAGGAGAGGGAGAGGAGGAGGGGGGAUGCGUUUGCGAGGUUUGAGGGGAAAAAAGAGGAUAAGGGGUUGGAAGAGAGGGGGAGGGAUCGGGUGCAGGAGUUGGUGGUCGCGCAGGAGGUGUGGAGGGAUCCGUAUACGAUGAAUCAGAAGUUGAGGAGGGUGUUUCGGGGGGAGAGGAAGGUGUUGGAGAGGGAGGCGGGGGUGAGGGAGGGGCUGCAAGAGAAGUAUGGUCUUGGGUUGGAGAUUGCGGAGGAGGUGGAGAGUGAUGCCGCGAGGGCUGGGUUGGUGGAUUUUGGGGAUAAGGGGGCUGCUGAUGCGGUGGUUCGGCGGGGUCUGUUUGAGACGAGAGAGCAGGAGAAGGGUAAGGGGGCCGUUCCUCAGAAGGGGAAGCUCAAGAGGGAGAUUGUGCUUGAGGAACGACGUAAAGAGAUAAGGAAGAGGCUGGUGGGCAAUACCAAGGCCGCCAUCGAUCCCUUCCUCUCCAAUCUUAAAACGAGCAUGAAGACCACCUUCCGGAUAACGAAGCUGAAGCGGACUGAGAAA